UUAACUAAACAGAAAUCUGAACAUUCAAAUUCAAAUUCCUUUAUUAGGCCCGAAUAUACGUUCUUCAAAAACACAAGGAACUCAUAUGUGCUGUAGAUGAGGUAGAUAAGAGCAUCCUCUUAAGUCCAUCCGCUAAUUCAGGUUCGCAACCAGCUUGUUGGAGCACCGGUGAACACCGACGUCACCCUCCAGUGUCACGUGGAGGCCUCGCCGAAAGCAAUCAACUACUGGACUAGAGAGAGCGGAGAAAUGAUCUUGGCGAACGACAAAUACUACAUGACAGAAAUCAACAACUCGUAUUACAGUGUACACUUGAAAUUGGUGAUCAGGCGCUUCCAGAAAUCGGACUUAGGAGGGUACAAAUGCAUAUCCAAGAAUUCUAUAGGGGAUGCUGAAGGAACUAUCAGACUUUAUGAAGUGGAGUUGCCGAAAAGCGAAGACGACGAAACCGAAGAGGAGCUACAAAUAAUCGAAGAAUCUGAAGAAUCCAGCGAAGACAUGGAACAGCGGCUGUACGGUUCGCAGGGUUCCUUGACCGAGACGGAGGGCAUCAAUCUGGCCCUUAACGUUAGCAGCAGUUGCGCUCUGUUGCCCUUCGGAAGACUGUAUACGGUGGUGUUGGUGCUGCUACGGAUCUACUGACUACCGCCAACGGCACUCAGUGUAUAACUCGUAUGUGAUAUGUGCCAAAUUUAUAUGUGCUUCGGUUAGGGCCGCUACUCAUAGUGCAUGAAUUGAUGCAACGACGGCUGCUCCGUUGAUUAUGGAGAUGUCAAGUGAAGUCAUGUACAAGUGCAACUUCCGAGAAGUGCACUAUUAGUAGCAGGCCUUAGGUAGAACUUACACUAUAUGGAGGCGGUGUGCAGUUUGAUGAUGAUACUAAACGUUGAACUAGGACAUCAGUUUUUUUUUUGUUAAUUUUGAGUGUCAUGUCAACAUACAAAUAUGAGUUAGUAACGUUGAAGUCAAGCGUCAAGCAUGCACCGGGAGGGUGCUGCGAUCACCCGACGAUACCAGUAAAUUGAGUGGUCUUGGCGGCAAAGAUAUAGGCAGGCUCACAGCGAACAUUUUACCACGGGUAUUUCAGUAGCGGCGUUUACGAUUAUUUAACGUUGUGCUUUUACUUGUUUUAACGCAUCAGUCAUUUGGAUAAGCUUCUUUUCAAAUAGGUCGACUCUAUAUCUCAAGACUCGUCACAAGCAGAUCAACUGUAAAAUAUCUACGGUUCGUACAAAGCCCAGCAAAGAGCCUCGACGCCAGGAUGAUGUAUAUAGACGGAAACACCUACUACAAAAUAUGGGGUUGUCCAAAACGAACGCAGGAAAGUAAACGCAUAUUAAAACAAGAAAGAUUGAUAUUCAAAUCAAGUUGGGUACUUUAUUUUGAAGGUUCAUUUAUACCGUUUAUGUAUAAAAAAUAAUAUCGCUCAAAUGUUCACCACGGCUGGAUUUACAGACGUCCACGCGAUGGUCUAGAAAUGAACCGAGUAUAAUCUAGUUGAUGACAGAGUUGGGUGUAAAAUACAGAGUCAACCUACUUGACGUCUUUCUUUAAAAUGGAUUCUUGCGAUCUUCCCCAGAAAUGCUCGAUAUGUAAUCAGUAAGUGAUUCGACACUCCAUAGAUUUAAGUCUGUUGUGAGUUGAAAUGGCAUUCGGUAGAUUAAGUCAAGUUAAGAAAAAGUUAUCUGUUGGAUUAUCUACAUGUUAAACUGUCUCUGUUUGACUUUCUGGUGGUGUAAGUUCUAUCAGUUUCGCUAUUACCUACAAUGCUGUGGAUGUAUAUCUCGGUACGGUCACGUUUAGCUGGUCAUACAUUAUUAUAUAAACUUCCGUCGCAGAGUGAAAAUCAAAAGAUGCAAUUAACAAGGAAGACGAUAUUUUAUCACUCAAAACUGAUUGCAGUUCAGGUUGUGGAAAUUGAAUUAAGCAAUAUGAAUAUGCAUAGGGUGUUCCAUUUAAAAUUCUUAUGAAAUCGUUCAUUUUGCAUUGUUGACCACCCAGUAUAAACUGUACAAAACCUGAAAAAGUAAGUAAAUAUGGCACCAUAAAAAUGUUUAAAGAAUCAUUCAGCAUUCUAGCCAUAAUAGUUACGGAGGCGAGAGUUCGGUGUUUUAUUCGAUGGUUUGUUAAACAUCUCAACAAUUUGGAAAUAGAACCCUAUGUAUGUUAACAAAAUGCUUUCCAUUUAAAAAAUGAUUGGGUCAUCGCACAAUUAUGAAUCACCCUGUCGAAUAAAAAUAAUUUCCAAGGAUAAUACUGUUGACUAUAAAUUCCGUAAUUAACUUUUUUAGGUACUACGCGCAAUAACAUUGACCUUAAUGGAAUUUUCUUACAAUGAACAUGUCAAUUUGAUGAGAAAUAUUGACCCGAUUUUCUUAUUUCUCUGGCUUUACUGCCAGCCAACUUAUGCUUUCGUUAUAUCAAAGAAGGCUGGUUUGAGAUUUUCAAGAAACACACGAACAUACAGUCCUUAUAACUCAUAAAAUAAGCGAGUCGAUAAUCAACAGGUUCUUAUUCCUCAUUCUAAAACGUAAAGAUUGCAUCAAUUUGACGUAAGCUAUGUAAUAGUAUACGACCCUAAAGGACUCUGCCAUUUGUAAAAAUUAGCAGUAGAAUUAUAUGAACGUUGAAAUGUUUGCAAAGUCAUAGAUGCUUGCAACCUGCAUAUCCAUAUCGGUUUGUUUGUUAUACUUGUACGAUACGGUAUAUUUAGAUUUUAUUUACUCUACAGUGUUAUUAUUUCGACAUAUGUUGUUUAUACUUAAGC
Messenger RNA from Acanthoscelides obtectus, 2767 nucleotides. Lineage: Eukaryota; Metazoa; Arthropoda; Insecta; Coleoptera; Chrysomelidae. The record is from the annotation of a GenBank genome assembly.